AACAGACCUGAGGUAGUCAUAGCAGCUCCGUGAGGAGGAAGAGGAGGAGGCUGGGCCAGCUGUCUUUACCCUCCUCUCUUCUCCCGCUCAUUCUCUGUCCACCCGUUUAGUUUUAUCGACACGUUCUUCAGUUCACCUGCAGGAUUCAACAUGUGAACAGAGGGAUUAUGGACACAUGCUAAUUUGAUCUUCCUGGUCUAAAAGGCAUUUCUACACUUGGAUAAGCUGCAAGAAUUCAACCAAGCCAAUGGAAAACAAGGAGGAGGACGUUUCACCCACUGGAUUUCAGACACUCUUUAUCAGAGAGGACAAAGGGGAUUCAGAUGAGAUUAACGUGGAACAAAAAGAGAGGAAAGAACCCCCAUCAGGCCUCCCAGAAAGGCAGUUAAAACAAUCAUCGUUGGUGAAUCCGUACCUGCAGGAGAUGGAUGACUUGCUAAGAAGCUGUGAGGAGCUUACAGAUGUUCCCUUUGGCUCGUGUCACUCAGCAGGUUACAGAGAAACACGUCUGAGCAGCAGUCAGGUCGGAGAGGAGGUUAGGAUGAAACGUUAUCAAGAAACCUGCACAGCUCCCCAUGCCUACCUGUCCACCAGCUACAUAGACACAAACAUGGAGGAUGCAGAAAGAGAGAUGGCCCCAGGCCAAGGUUUUGGUGAACUUAUGGACAAGUGUCAGGUUUACCAGCAAACAGAGAUGCCUCUUUCCUCAGCUGGUACCAAACUCAGCGCCACCAUGGUGGAGUACGAGGGCCAGCUGUUGGGGAUGUUGGCUAUGCAUGAAAGCUGCAUGGAAGAAGCUGGCAUGGACUUUGAGCUUCAAGAUCUGGCAGCAGAUUUAGGCCAAGAGUACGUACACAUCAGUAAGAGCCCACACCGCUAUCAAGGUACCACACUGGUGCCAGUUAAGCAAGAGAGCCUGCCAGAGCUGGAGAGCCUUCAGGUUCAGUCAAAACUCUGCGUGGAUGGAAGUAAAGCUCAAGAGAAUGAAGGAACUCAGAAGAGACCCCACACAGAUCCAGGAGACAUGUUCAAGGAGAGGACAGGAAUGAACGGAGAUGGAACAGAGUUAGACGUGGAUGAAGAGAUACCUGAGCUCUGGGCUGACCUCAAAACAUUAGGAGCUCUGGGGUCUCAGAUGGAGGACUGCAUAGAGGAGGUCCAACUGCUACAGAGAAGAAGGAAGGACCUUCUGGUGGAGGUUCUACAGCUGAGAGGCCAUAAAGAACAAGAAGACGAAAAGGGAAGAAGCCAGGAUAUAGAAGACACUGAACAGUGGAUUGACAGCAAAAUUACAGAGCUGAUGAAUGUUUUCAAGAAAGAGGAGGAGGUGAGACGGGAGGAGAGGAAGAGGGAGGUGUACAGUCUCAGAGAAGAGCGGGCAGAGGAGGAGAGGAAGCUCUGGAAGGCAAACCUGGAGAGACAGGGUGUUCAAGAGGAGCUCAGGAGGCUGAAGAGGAGGCUGUUUGCUGUAGCUAGAGAUGGUGGUUUCAGUCAAGCAGCUGGGAACCAUCAUCGCCGUGAGGUGGAGCUUCUGAAGAGAGAGGAGGAAAAACUCAAUUCCCUGGUGCUCCAGCUGACAGAAGAGAGCCUCCAGCUGCGGUCAGCCCAUGGAAAACAGCUUUUAGAUGCACGGGCAAAGCUUCACGCUACAACCUCCAGCCAGACCUCCAACACCCAGGAGGAGCUGAUGGAGUGCAGGAGGAAUUCCUGUGGGGACAUCCAGCAGUAUCUGCAGAGUGAACUCAAGUCACUGGAGGACAGGUAUGAGCCCAUGUUGCUGGUGCUGUUAAAGAGGAGGGAGACCACCGCUGCUGCACUGGUGAAAGCUAGAGAACAGGGUCAGGAGCUGAGAGGCCAGCUGGGACCCCUCAGGGAGCAGAUCCAGAAACUCAAACUAGAGAAGGUUUGUUGUGAGGAGAAAAUCAAACUGGCCACGGUGCGGAGGUGGGAGGAUGUGGGCCGCUACAAGGAAGCUGUGUUUUCUCUGGAAGAGCAAAGCAGAGAGCUGAAGGCUGAGCUGAAUAUUCAGAGGAGAAAAACAAAAGAAAUGGAGAUGAUGAGGGAGAACCUUACAAAGCAACUCCUUCUUCACCGGGCAGCAACUAAGAGCCAUAACAUAAUCGAUCAGGAGGAGAAAACAUGAACGUUAUUGUUUUGUUUUGCUAAAACAGAAGGUGAAUUCCAAUUGUCUGAUGAACGCACUUUACCAAUGUAAACGUAGAGCAACACUGUAGAAAUGUUUUUGUUAUGAAUAAAGACAGACUGUUUCUUCUAUUGUGA
Molecule: messenger RNA, 2280 nt
Organism: Nothobranchius furzeri (turquoise killifish)
Lineage: Eukaryota; Metazoa; Chordata; Actinopteri; Cyprinodontiformes; Nothobranchiidae
Gene: sync
Product: syncoilin, intermediate filament protein
Cellular component (GO): intermediate filament
Source: RefSeq, a predicted model, not a curated record